Arachis ipaensis is the source of this 855-nucleotide messenger RNA. RefSeq lists its product as uncharacterized. NCBI's taxonomy places the organism in Eukaryota, Viridiplantae, Streptophyta, Magnoliopsida, Fabales, Fabaceae. The record is from RefSeq and is a predicted model, not a curated record.
AUGCCUGGUACUAUUGCAGUCCUUAAGACGAGCCCAGUUCUAGUUGGGGGCGAGCUGGACGACUCACAAGCUUAUUUUCACCGACUGUUCUGGACGUUUCCACCGUGUAUUGAGGCACUCCGUCAUUGCAAGCCGUUGGUGAGUAUUGACGGCACGCAUCUUUUUGGCAAGUAUGGGGGUACGUUGCUCGUCGCGAUAGCACAGGACGGUAACUCCAACAUUCUGCCCGUAGCAUUUGCACUGGUUGAGGGUGAGAAUACUAAGUCUUGGUCCUUCUUUCUGUCCCAUCUCCGUCAGCACGUGACCCCACAACGAGGUCUGCUGGUUAUAUCAGAUAGGCAUAAUGGCAUCAAGGCUGCGCUUGAGGCUCCAGACGGAGGAUGGCUACCUCCAGCUGCCUUUCGUGCAUUCUGUAUUCGACAUGUGGCAGCAAAUUUUACCCUGACCUUCAAGGGCAAGGACGCUACGAGGCUUCUUGUGAAUUCAGCCUACGCUAAGACUGAGGUGGAAUUCGACUACUGGUUUGAUAUAUUACGGUCUGAAGACCUUGCCAUGUGUGAGUGGGCGAACCGGAUCAAGUAUCCAAUGUGGACUCAGCAUCGGGAUGAGGGUCGUAGAUUUGGUCACAUGACGACAAAUAUAUCCGAGUGUGUUAACUCAAUCCUGAAGGGGGUCAGGAAUCUCCCUGUGUGCUCGCUGGUGAAGGCAACGCACGGGAGGUUGGCAGAACUAUUCGUCCGGAAGGGGAGAGAGGCUGAGGCAUUGCUGGGAACCGGACAACAAUUCAGCCAACAUCUGGUGAAGUGUAUAGAGGCCAAUCUGAAGACGGCGAGGUGCUUCACGGUGACUUUGUAA